AUGAGAAGACUCGUCUUCUUUCUCUUGUUUUGUGGCGUCGCCUCGCAAGAUCUGGCAGGAAUUCCUCGAUUCGAACUCGGCACCGGACUGAUUGUCAAAGAGCCAAUAAAUGGGAGCGUAACUAAGCUACAUUUAAACUCUGGGAUGGGUCAGCGUCUUCGGCGGAAGAGGAGCUGGCUGUGGAACCAGUUCUUCGUGAUAGAGGAGUACAGAGGCCCUGAACCGGUGCUCAUCGGACGGCUGCACACGGACAUGGACCGAGGCGACGGGAGAACCAAGUACACGCUGGAGGGCGAAGGAGUUGGCUCGGUGUUUGUCAUCGACAGCAACACGGGCAACAUCCACGUCACAAAGUCUCUGGACCGCGAGGAGAAGGACCAGUACCGCCUGACCGCCACCGCCACCGACAGGCAGACUGGUCGCGCGCUGGAGCCUUCCUCGCAGUUCAUCAUACGAGUGCAGGACAUCAACGAUAACCCGCCAGUCUUCCCCGGAGAGCCUUACAUCGCCACAGUGCCAGAAAUGGCCAACAUAGGCACGUCAGUCAUCCAAGUGACGGCCAAGGACGCCGAUGACCCCACGUACGGAAACAGCGCCCAGCUAGUCUACGCCAUCACCGAAGGACAAGAUUAUUUCUCCGUUGAUCCUCAGACAGGCGUGCUGCGGACCGCCAUGCCCAACAUGGAUCGCGAGACCCAGGAGGAAUACGUGGUGGUGCUCCAGGCGCGAGAUAUGGGGGGGCACCUCGGGGGCCUGUCCGGGACCACCACCGUAACCGUCAGGCUGAGUGACGUCAACGACAAUCCUCCUCACUUCAGACGCAGUGCGUGGUCAUUUUCCGUGUCGGAGUUGGCAGCCCCGGGUGUCGAAGUGGGUCGCCUCACCGCCACGGACGCAGACGUGGGCGACAACGCACUGCUGGAGUUCACCAUCAUGGACGCCGAGGAGGCGCAGACGUUCAACGUGAGCGCCAGGGAGCGAGAAGCUAUCAUCGUGCUAAACAAAUUGCUCGACUACGAAACUCGCAAUUCGUACUCCUUCACCGUGGAGGUGGCCAACCCCCUGGUGGACCCCCGCUACCUGAAGUUGGGUCCCUUCAAGGACCAGGCCAUGGUCCGGGUCAUGGUCCUGAACGCGGACGAGCCCCCUCGCUUCUCCCAGACCUGGUACCAUCUAGACGUCUCGGAGAACUGCCCGCCCGUGUGCUCGGUUGGCCGCGUGCACGCCGUGGAUCCCGACACAGGACAGAGCAGCAACAUCAGGUACUCCAUCGAUCCUCAGUCGGACCCCGAGGCUCUUUUCCGCAUCGCUUCCGACACGGGAUUCAUCAGCACGGUGAUGGAGCUCGACCGAGAGCAGGAGCAGUGGCACAACAUCACUGUCAUCGCCACACAGAGAGACAACCCCAAUCUCGUGUCGAGGGUGGUGGUUGCCAUAGAAACGCUCGACCAGAAUGAUAAUGCGCCGGAGUUGGACAGGCAGUACACCACGUCGGUUUGUGACUCCACCGCCCCGGGACAGGUGGUUCAGGUCCUACGCGCAGUCGACAGAGACCCGGGAUGGCAGGACGCUCCGGUCCACUUCAGCAUCGCGCCCGAAUCUAGCUCCGCCCUCAACCUAUCCAUCAAGGACAGCGGCGGCGCCACGGCUAGCCUGGUGCUGCAGUCGCCCUUAGAGCCGGCGCCCGGCUACUCGUCCUCCUUAGUCAGCCUCUACGUGCCCGUGGUUCUACGAGACGGCGCCUCGGGCCUGGCCAACACGGCCACGGUCACCGUGACCGUCUGCCCGUGCCUGCGGGGCGGCAUGCGGACUGAGGAGCGCAGCCCCCGGACGCGGGGCCGGCGUUGGGAGCGGCGUGCCGUGUGCCGCCCGUCGCCCUCCGCGUCACCGUCAGUCGUCUUCACGUUAGUUAUCUUGAUGGCGGCGCUGGCCUGUGUUACCACAUUGCUGGUGGUGUGCGCGCUGUCUCUGUCACUCCGGCGUCAGAAACGGGAUGCCCACUCAUCCUCCGACGACGACGACAUCCGGGAGAACAUCAUCUCCUACGACGACGAAGGGGGAGGGGAGGCGGACACGGCCGCUUUUGAUAUGGCGGCGCUGCAGAGCAUGCACAGGAUCCAGCAUGCGCAUAGGAACAUAUGGUACACACAGCAGAGCGCGCCGACCCCACGGGUCAGGACGUACAGUGUGACCCCUAACCCCCACCCGGGCCCCGAGCCCGACCGGCGUCCAGGUUCGGCGCCGCUCUAUGGGCGGCUGUGCUACGGUGUCCACACGCUGCCCGUCCUUCGGGAUUAUUACUACCAAGCCGGACCGAUGCAGGCCGGCGUGCGGCUGCCUCUAGCGGCCAAGCGCCAAGUUGCCGUCCCUCCUGUCGUCGGUCACCAGCCGGUCCAGCAGCUCCCUCCCGAGAUAGACCCUGCAGAGGUCCAGUCCGCUCCAAUCAGCGGUCCAGCUAGUCUGAGCUGCUCCGACCCUACCGGUUCCUCCUGCCAGAGUCCCAGCAGCUCGUCGGCCAACCAGACUCUGAUCAGCACCGGCGCCACCAGCUGCACCGUGGAGGACGCCGACACCGACUGUUCGCUUCCCUCCAUGUCCGAGCGGAGUUACCCCAACGCCAAGCUUCCCGUUUUCCCCAUGACGGACACGUACAGCAUCGUGGGCUCGCUGAACGGAACUGCAAACGCGACCGUUCUGCCGCGCGCCAGGACGAUACCAGUCGACCAACAGCCGUUACGGAUGGAGGACCUGCUCAACUUCCGUCUGAAUCGGGUGACGUCCGAUCCGUCGCAGCCGCCGUACGACUCGCUGCAGACUUACGAAUUUGAGGGCCGCGACUCCCGGGCCGAGUCGCUGAGCUCGCUGGAGAGCGAGGACGGGAAGGAUGACGACCGGGACAAAGACGGGAAGGAACCCGCGGCGGGAGGAAUGGAGGAGCUUAACGUCAAGUUCCAGCGUUUGGUGGAGCUCAUCAGGGAAAGAAAGAGCAGGAAGGAACCGGAGGCAGGAGAGCCUCAGGCUCAGAUCGUCCAGGUUCAACCUCAGAGUGGCCAGGUUCAAGAGAAGGUGGUUCAGAAGUGGGACUUUUAA
Molecule: messenger RNA, 3090 nt
Organism: Nerophis lumbriciformis (worm pipefish)
Lineage: Eukaryota; Metazoa; Chordata; Actinopteri; Syngnathiformes; Syngnathidae
Source: RefSeq, a predicted model, not a curated record